This is a messenger RNA of Silurus meridionalis, 2098 nucleotides long. Its product is annotated as ubiquitin-conjugating enzyme E2 J2. Lineage: Eukaryota; Metazoa; Chordata; Actinopteri; Siluriformes; Siluridae. The transcript is spliced from 7 exons. The coding region runs from base 590 to 1375 and encodes 261 amino acids. The record is from RefSeq and is a predicted model, not a curated record.
AGAGACGCUUUGACAGAUACCGACGGGUGUUAGCAUAUACUGCUAACUGUACCCGAGAGCCCUUUAACACAUAGCACGGAUGCUAACUCCUCCAGUGUCGUUAGGUCAUAAAACAGAAGAACUAGCUCGAAAAUUAAGAUCGGUUAAUGUGUUAUAUUGUUUGAAUGACGUUUUAUUUCCGAAAAAUGAAAGUAGUGAAACUGGUUAAAGCGGAAAUGAGUGUGAGAGUAGGGCAGGACUCCUAUUAAGCCCAAACCCAGGAUUUCAUUAACAGGAUUAUGACUUCCGGAUAAGUCAUUGCAUAUCUGUUUCAUUUACAGGUCACGCGUUAUGGCAAAGACUUUCUAGUCCAUGAAUCACCUUAUUAGCUUUAGUCGGGUUGGGAUUAAUUUCUCCCAUCUUUGGAAAAUGUGAAUAAACUGGGCUGUGUGUGUGUGUGUGUGUGUGUGUGCGCGCGUGCGCGCCCAGUCGGUGACCUGGAUUAUCUCCACACUGCUGGUUACUUACUGAAAGUGUUUUAUUUAUUUAUUUAAUGCUAUUCUUCAAGUUAAUUGUCAUUCCUAAACACCAGAUCUGACCCUGCGAUGUAAUGAUGAACAGCAACGGGAAUAAGAGAGCACCAACAACAGCAACACAGCGCCUAAAACAGGAUUACCUCAGAAUAAAGAAAGACCCCGUGCCUUACAUCUGUGCUGAACCACUUCCCUCAAAUAUAUUAGAAUGGCACUAUGUUGUUCGAGGACCAGAGAAAACUCCUUAUGAAGGUGGAUACUAUCAUGGAAAAUUAGUAUUCCCACGAGAAUUCCCCUUCAAGCCACCUAGUAUUUAUAUGAUCACGCCGAAUGGGAGAUUUAAGUGCAACACAAGGUUAUGCCUCUCUAUCACUGAUUUCCAUCCAGACACGUGGAACCCCGCAUGGUCCGUCUCCACCAUCCUCACCGGGUUACUCAGUUUCAUGGUGGAAAAAGGCCCCACACUGGGAAGCAUUGAGACGUCUGAUUACACCAAACGACAGCUGUCUGCACAGAGCUUGGCUUUUAACUUGAAGGACAGAAUCUUUUGUGAACUGUUUCCAGAAGUUGUUGAGGAGAUCAAGCAGAAGCAAAAGGCUCAGGAAGAGCUCAGUUCAAGGUCGCAACCCCUACCACUUCCAGAUGUAGUGCCAGAUGGAGAGCAAGGUCACUUCGGGCUCCCUGAGAUGAACGGCCACGUCCCUUUAGGAGAAGCGGCAGCUCCUCAGCACCUCGCUCUCCAGCAGGCUAACCGCAAUCACGGACUCCUUGGCGGAGCGCUUGCAAACCUGUUUGUAAUAGUGGGCUUUGCUGCCUUUGCUUACACGGUAAAGUAUGUGCUUCGAAGCAUAACCCAGGAAUGAAACAGGACCCUACUGGACUGGGCUGAAAACACUUUUUGUGGGUAUCAAGUCACCAAAGUAAUCCCCGUUCCUUUAAAAAGACAGUGAGAUGACAACCCUGAUCAACCCUUGUAAGAAUCUGUGGAACAUCAUUACAUGAACACUGACCAAUCAGGGGGAAUACAAUAAGGGUGGAAAACCACAGACCAAUUCCGAUUAAGUGAUUUUUGUGUACACCACGUUCAUUUGCUCUUCGAGAAGUUUCUCGUCUGUGUAAUUCAACCAGCAAUUCAUCUCUUUCCACGGUUCUUUUAUUUUGUGUGUUCAUGGUUUUCACCAUUAUUCAUUACUGAAAUGACAGUUAUUCCUAUAAACACCAAAACUAUUAUUGUCUAUGAUUUGAUCGAAGGCAAAAUGUUACAGCAAGGCACACAAUUUAUUCCUCCAUGUUUUUCAAGUAUCAUUUGCUAUUCCGGCUAGUUGGAACCUCCCCUAUAUUUAAUGCUAUAGAACGAUAAAUGCGGGAGGUAGCGAACACUAUGAAUAAAUGACUUCAACUCAGAUAUUUGCUUACACGUGUUUAAUCGUUUACUCAUAAUGUUGUGUCAGGCAGGAGUCACGUGGUGGCUUUUCUCCCUUUGCACUUUGUAAAAGUGGUUUAAUAAAAGAGUGCUGUCAUGAUUAGAUUAAAUUAUGUCCCAUCAUUUAUUCAGCAUUAAACUCUUUUCAAUGCUGUUUCAAGAA